AUGGCAGGAAUGUGGCGACCUGAGAGGAUACUGUGGAGGGUAGCCAAUCACAUGGGUAUAGGAGACGCCUCAACGUACGUACCUUUUGAUUUACAAGAACAUUACCACGAUUACUGUGAGAUAACUGAUUGGAAUAACGAUUGGCAGGUUGAAAACUGUUGGCUGUUCAAUCUUCCGGAUUUGGCACAAGAGCAUCCGUACGUUGAUGAGCAACUGUGUAACUGGAUCGAUACAUUCCUUACCAAAUUUGAUAUAGACGGUAUCAGAAUCGACACAGUCACACACGUUCCUAAAUGGUUCUGGGAACACUUUGUAGGCGCUGCAGACAUCUACGAAGUCGGCGAAGUCUACAGCAGUGAUUUGGACAAAAUAGAGUAUUAUAUACCACCUUUGGAUGCCACCUUAAAUUAUCCGUAUUAUUAUUCUAUGAAGGAUGCAUUUGUUUGGAAUAAAAGUAUGCGAAACAUCACGAAUCUUUACAAAGACAUGGGAAUUCCGAUUGUAUAUUAUGGGACAGAGCAGGGAUAUGAUGGGUGUGCCGAUCCUCACAGAUCACUACCAUUACCAAUUCUGGUUAACAUCUACAAUACAGACGACAGUGUGACGGUGGAAUCACCGUGA
Molecule: messenger RNA, 621 nt
Organism: Saccoglossus kowalevskii
Lineage: Eukaryota; Metazoa; Hemichordata; Enteropneusta; Harrimaniidae
Source: RefSeq, a predicted model, not a curated record